AUGUGCUCUGGCAUCCUAUUUGUCGGCCUUGCUGCUGCGAUGUUGGGCGGGGAUCUGAGUAGAGGUGUGCCGCCGAAGGUCGUUUUCGGUGGCUCUUUGUGGGCGCUGUCCAACUUUGCAGUGCUGCCGCUGGUGAAACUGCUGGGCAUCGGCUUAGGCUUUUCCUUGUACCAUUUUCAGAACAUGAUCGUGGGCUAUGUGGUGGGUCGGAACGGUCUCUUCGGACUCCCGACUCUGGAGCCUGCAUUCGAUGGAAGUCUCUACGUGUGCGAUGUGGGGUGCUGCCUGAUCCUGGUGUCAUUUGUUGCACUGCUGCUCGUGGAGGGCGGGGAAGACACGUCCAAGGAGAAGGAAGCCGACAGUUCGCGGAAGACGCCCAAGACUGAAGCUUUCGAAGCCGUUUGUCCCAAGCCGGCCAAGCAGAAGUGCUGGAAGGUACACGGCAAGGGCCAGCUAGGGGAGACUUACGAGGAGGUUCCGGCAGAGAGGCAUCAUCGCCUUCUGGAGUCCAGCGCUUUCUCUGCCUUUGCUUUGGAAGUCGACGAGGGCGACGACAUCGAGGAGUUCAGCCCAGAGGUGCCGGAUGUGGCCGAGGACUGUCGGGGAGGAUCCAUCCUGACAUCUUGGGGCGCUAUGCAAUCAGAAUCCUGCCAUGCAGAUGCGAUGUCAGAGGGAGAGUAUCACGAAAGAGCCAGUGUGCGCAGCAUUGCGCAGCGUGCAACGUAUGACGUUUGUGCACUCAAGGCUACUUUGGCUUUGAAAUUUGAAGGUGACUCCGAGAUUUUCUUUCGGCAGAUGUCACCCCGGAAGCGCCGCCUCCUGCAAGGCCCGAUGCCCGGAAUUCUUCCAACUGGUCUCGGGAACUGCGGGGUGUUCGAGUUUCUGUAG
Molecule: messenger RNA, 888 nt
Organism: Symbiodinium natans
Lineage: Eukaryota; Dinophyceae; Suessiales; Symbiodiniaceae
Source: the annotation of a GenBank genome assembly